CUCUCGGCUUGCGCGUGAGCUGCAGGUACACAGCGCCUGCAUCGGAAACAUGAGCACAAUAGAAGCGCUGUACAUGUUUGAUGAGAACAACACACCUCUCCUCGAACACGUCUUCAACGGCCGCCCUCCCUCCAGCAGCACAAUCCUCCCGCUGUACCUAGCACAUCCCGCCCCACGACCAUCAUUAGUCUUUUUGCCAAACACCAAUCCGCCCACGCUCCUCUAUUCCGUUAUACAAGACCAACUGCUCUUCCUGUGUCCCUGCGCCUCCGACACGGAACCGCUCCAGGUCCUCGAAUUCCUACACCGCCUCGGUGAUGUGCUAGAAGACUUUCUGGGCCCGCCUCUGCUGGCGAACAAGAUCGAGGCCAAUUACGAUGUCGUGGCACAGCUGUUGAACGAGAUGGUGGACGGCGGAGUCAUAUCCUGCACGGAACCGAAUGCGCUGAGAGAUAUGGUCGACGCGCCCAAUUUCAUGAAGAGCUUGCUGGGAGGAGUGGGACUGCCGAGUUCGACGCCAAGCUCACUGGCCCCUUCUGCGACGCCGUUUUCCCUGGCUUCGAGACCGAGUCCCAGGUUGGGGCCGACGAGCGCGACACCGACGACUUCACCUGUACCUUGGCGGAGGGCAAAUGUACGGCAUACAUCUAACGAAAUGUAUGUGGAUAUUGUAGAGACAUUGGCAGUCACCAUGUCACCCUCCGGUCGUCCACUCGCAGCCAUUGCAAAUGGGACAAUAGCCUUCACGGCCAAGGUCUCAGGCAUACCUGAUCUAAUGCUCCAACUCGGAUGUCCAGGCGGCAUACUCAACACCGUCUCACUACCUGUCUUCCACCCAUGUGUACGGCUGAACAGAUGGAAAGAACAGCCUGGCGAGCUAUCCUUUGUCCCACCAGACGGCCAGUUCGUGCUUGCAGGGUACGAGGCGGACCUCCUCGGCCCAACUGCCCUAGACGCAUUCUCCUCAACCGCAAAGUCAAUACCAAAACUAAACAUCCCCGCCACCGUCUCCGUACACCCUUCUCUCGGCCCCGCAGGCUCAGACUUCGAAGUCAGAUUACAACUCAACCCCCGCUUCACCGGCAAAACCCCAAGUCCGCACCCCAGCUCCGCAAACGUAAAAGGCGGCAUAGGGCGCAACGCAGGAUUCUCAGGGACAGGCACGACCGCCGCGCCCGCAAUCGAACAGAUGAUCGUCCACAUACCCCUCCCCGCCAGCGUAAAGAACGUAUCCGACCUCCGCGUCGUACGCGGCACCGGAGACGCAACCUACGCCCCCGGCGACCGAGAGAUACGCUGGGCAGUCAGCAGCCGCGAGAUCAGCCUCCUCAUGUCGCAAGAUCGCGGCGGCGGCGUCGGCGCCACAGCCACACUGCGCGGCACCGUCAUCGGCCAAGACGACGAGUCCUCGGACGCGCUCGACGGACCCGUGGCCUUCUCCACAAGCACAUAUGACUACGAUGACGCUUCGUACCAGGCGCCGUCGGGUUUCGCGAAAGAUCACACCUCGCCGGCUGAUGCGGAUGCGAAGCGGAUUAAGCUUAAUAAAGUUCUUAUGCCUAGUUGUGCGACGGUUAGCUUCUCGGUUAAGGGAUGGUUGCCCAGUGGGAUUAAGGUCGAGAGUCUGAAUCUUAAUCAGCAGAGGAGUAAGGGGUUGGGGAGUGGGGUUACGCCGUAUAAGGGGGUGAAGUAUUUGUGUGUUAGUCGGAAGGGGGUGGAGAGUAGGUGUUAGAGCUUUUACGCACGAGAUGUAUCAUCGAAUAGUGAUUGUCUGGAAAGCUUUUCUUCGCGUGCGGGAUGUGGAGGGAAUUCAUUCCAUCAGUCAGGAAAUACCAAGGACGAUGAGAUUGAGAUCUGGAUAUACAAGGCGUGCACUUAUUCGGUGUAGUGAUGCUUAUCGCUGGAGAGUGAAGAUCCCAGGCCCUAACCUGUUUUUCGUGUACAAACCUGAUAAAGUGUUGGUUUCUGGCCAGUUCCUACAUAAAGGACCGUCGGUGCAAAGCAACCCUUACUUCGGGGCCUGACAAAUUUUCGGGAACCUGCCUGGUCGAUAAGGCUCGAGUCAAGGCGGGGAUAGGAGCUAGAGUAGAAAGACGAGAGCAGUUUGGUAUCGAGCCUUAGUAACACACAUUGCUACAUGGAGUAGACUUUCCACUACCCCGAAUACCGGCC
Messenger RNA from Dothidotthia symphoricarpi CBS 119687, 2172 nucleotides. Its product is annotated as adaptor protein complex 3 Mu3A. The coding region runs from base 50 to 1732 and encodes 560 amino acids. Gene Ontology annotation, biological process: intracellular protein transport; endocytosis. Gene Ontology annotation, cellular component: cytoplasmic vesicle; clathrin adaptor complex. The record is from RefSeq and is a predicted model, not a curated record. The transcript has 2 exons. Lineage: Eukaryota; Fungi; Ascomycota; Dothideomycetes; Pleosporales; Dothidotthiaceae.